AUGUCAAAACCAACCGUUGGAAUUAAUGGAUUUGGAAGAAUUGGAAGACUUGUUCUUCGUGCUGCUGUAGAAAAGGAUGCAGUAAAAGUUGUUGCUGUUAAUGAUCCAUUCAUUAAUAUUGAUUAUAUGGUUUAUAUGUUUAAAUACGAUUCUACUCAUGGGAGAUUUAAGGGUGACGUUACCCAUGAUGGUUCUAAUUUAAUCGUCAAAAAAGAAGGAAAAGAUGUUCAUACUAUUAAAGUUUUUAAUUGCAAAGAUCCAUCUGAAAUCCAAUGGGGUGCUGCUGGUGCUUAUUAUGUUGUUGAAUCAACUGGAGUUUUUACAACAAUUGAAAAAGCUUCUGCUCAUUUAGCCGGUGGAGCUAAAAAAGUUAUCAUUUCAGCUCCAUCUGCUGAUGUUCCAAUGUUUGUUAUGGGAGUUAAUCAUGAAAAGUACGAUGCUGCCAAUGAUCACAUUAUUUCAAAUGCAUCAUGUACUACAAACUGUUUAGCUCCAUUAGCUAAAGUUAUUAAUGAAAACUUUGGAAUUAUUGAAGGUCUUAUGACAACUGUUCAUGCUACAACAGCUACCCAAAAAACUGUUGAUGGACCAUCUGGUAAAUUAUGGAGAGAUGGAAGAGGUGCUGCUCAAAAUAUUAUUCCAGCUUCAACUGGUGCAGCUAAAGCUGUAGGAAAAGUUAUUCCAGAACUUAAUGGAAAACUUACUGGAAUGGCUUUCCGUGUACCAACUCCAGAUGUUUCUGUUGUUGAUCUUACAGCUCGUCUUGAAAAACCAGCUACAAUGGAUGAAAUUAAGGCUGUUGUUAAAGCUGCUGCUGAAGGACCAUUGAAAGGAGUUCUUGCAUACACUGAAGAUCAAGUUGUAUCAACUGAUUUUGUCUCAGAUCCACACUCCUCAAUCUUUGAUGCUGGUGCAUGCAUUUCUCUUAAUCCAAAUUUCGUCAAACUCAUUUCAUGGUAUGAUAAUGAAUAUGGUUAUUCACACCGUGUAGUUGACUUAAUUUCUUAUAUUAAUACCAAAAAUUAA
Messenger RNA from Strongyloides ratti, 1026 nucleotides. Its product is annotated as Glyceraldehyde-3-phosphate dehydrogenase,testis-specific. Gene Ontology annotation, molecular function: NAD binding; oxidoreductase activity, acting on the aldehyde or oxo group of donors, NAD or NADP as acceptor; NADP binding. The record is from RefSeq and is a predicted model, not a curated record. Gene Ontology annotation, biological process: glucose metabolic process. The coding region runs from base 1 to 1026 and encodes 341 amino acids. Lineage: Eukaryota; Metazoa; Nematoda; Chromadorea; Rhabditida; Strongyloididae. The transcript has a single exon.